Messenger RNA from Lactuca virosa, 6093 nucleotides. NCBI's taxonomy places the organism in Eukaryota, Viridiplantae, Streptophyta, Magnoliopsida, Asterales, Asteraceae. The record is from the annotation of a GenBank genome assembly.
UGUGUUUUCUUGCAAGCGUUUCUCUUUUCAGCAGAAAGCUUUCCGCAUGAUGAAUCUUUUUUGUGACUAGUGAAUCGUUCAAUGUGAUGAUAAAAGCAACUUUUGUAUGAAACUUUGUGCUUCAUUUAUCUGGUGAACAGAAACUAGUCUGUAAUAAGGUCCGGGAGAAACAAUGACCAAUAAUCGAAGAAGGUCUAACGAGCAACCGCCUACUCGGCUACUACAUACUCAAUCAAUCAGUGGUAGUUCGGGUAUUGAACCUAUGAUGGAUAGCGAGGUGGUGCCUUCAUCUCUUGUUCAAAUUGCACCUAUUCUUCGUGUUGCAAAUGAAGUUGAACCUACAAACUCAAGAGUUGCCUACUUAUGUCGGUUCUAUGCCUUUGAGAAAGCCCACAAUCUAGAUCCAAAAUCAAGUGGACGUGGUGUUCGCCAAUUCAAAACUGCUCUACUUCAACGUCUACAGAGGGAAGACAAAACCACAUUAGCAGGACGAACACAGAGCGAUGCACGUGAAAUGCAGAGUUAUUAUCAACAUUACUUCAUGAAAUACAUUCAAGCCUUGAAGGCCGAAAAAGCUGAUCGUACUCGCCUUACAAAAGCUUAUCAGACUGCUGCUGUUCUGUUUGAGGUUUUAAAGGCUGUUAACUUCACAGAGUCUGUCGAGGUGGCAGAUGAGAUUUUGGAAGCUCACACUAAGAUUGCUGAGAAGACAGAGAUGUAUGUUCCUUAUAAUAUACUUCCACUUGAUCCGGAUAGUUCAAAUCAAGCUAUAAUGAGAUAUCCAGAGAUUCAAGCUUCUGUUACUGCACUGCGUAGUACCAGGGGACUUCCAUGGCCGAAAGGCUACAAGAAGAAAGUAAAUGAAGACAUUCUUGAUUGGCUACAGGCUAUGUUUGGUUUUCAGAAAGAUAAUGUCUCAAAUCAGAGAGAGCAUUUAAUCUUGUUGCUUGCAAAUGUUCACAUUCGUCGGUUCCCAAACCCUGACCAACAACCUAAGCUGGAUGAUUGUGCGCUUACCGAAGUUAUGAAGAAACUUUUUAAGAAUUACAAAAAGUGGUGCAAAUAUUUGGGUCGCAAAAGUAGUCUUUGGUUGCCAAAUGUUCAACAAGAAGUGCAACAAAGAAAAUUAUUGUACAUGGGUCUAUAUCUUCUCAUAUGGGGUGAAGCUGCAAACUUGAGAUUUAUGCCGGAAUGCCUUUGCUAUAUCUAUCAUCACAUGGCAUUUGAAGUAUAUGCUAUUCUGGCUGGUAGUGUUAGUCCUUUGAAUGGUGAGAAUAUUAAACCUGCAUAUGGUGGUGAAAAAGAGGCAUUUUUGAGGAAAGUAGUGACUCCUAUCUACAAUACAAUAGCACAGGAAGCUAAAAAAUGCAAAAGGGGAAAAACAAAACAUUCUCAAUGGAGAAACUAUGAUGAUCUAAAUGAAUACUUCUGGUCAGUUGACUGUUUUCGUCUGGGAUGGCCAAUGCGUGACAAAUCUGAUUUCUUUUGUCGGCCUGAUGAUGAUGAGAAAAAACCCGAUAAAAGUGAUCAUUGGAUGGGAAAAAUCAACUUUGUUGAGAUAGAUUCAUUUUGGCAUAUCUUUAGGAGCUUCGAUAGAAUGUGGAGCUUUUUCAUUUUGUCUUUACAGGCAAUGAUUAUUAUAGCAUGGAAUGGAUCUGGUGAACUAAAUUCUAUCUUCGAUGGGGUUGUGUUCAAGAAAGUAUUAAGCAUUUUCAUAACAGCAGCAAUAUUGAAACUUGCACAUGCUGUCAUUGAUGUAUUUAUAAUGUGGAAUGCAAGAUUCUACAUGUCAUUUCAUGUGAAGCUUCGAUAUAUUUUGAAAGCUCUAACUGCAGGAGCUUGGGUGGUGAUUUUACCUAUAACAUAUUCGUAUAGUUGGAAAAAUCCAUCUGGAUUUGAAGAAACUAUUAAGAAUUGGUUUGGAAAUGGAGAAAGUUCACCUUCUAUGUUCAUCAUAGCAGUUGUUAUUUAUCUAUUUCCAAAUAUCCUUUCUGGACUUUUAUUCCUUCUACCCUUUAUACGAAGAAAUCUAGAGAAAUCAGACUAUAACAUUGUGAGGUUUGUGAUGUGGUGGUCUCAGCUUUCGCUUUAUGUUGGGAGGGGAAUGCAUGAAGAUCCUCUAUCCCUUAUCAAGUACACUAUAUUCUGGGUUCUUCUUAUAGCUUCAAAGUUAGCUUUCAGUUACUACUUAGAGAUAAAGCCUCUAGUGGGUCCAACAAAAGCAAUUAUGCGACUUCACAUUAGACGUUAUGAAUGGCAUGAAUUCUUCCCUCAAGCUAACAACAAUAUUGGCGUUGUGAUUACACUAUGGGCUCCUAUCAUUCUUGUCUAUUUUAUGGAUACUCAAAUAUGGUAUGCCAUCUUUUCCACAAUAUUUGGUGGAAUUUAUGGUGCAUUUCGGCGUCUUGGAGAGAUUCGAACUUUAGGGAUGUUGAGAAGCCGGUUUCAGUCACUGCCAGUUGCUUUCAAUUACUGCUUAAUUCCAGAAGAAAAUAGCCAAAUGAUUGAGCAUAGGCUCACGGUUACUCCGUCCCAUAGAAUGACUAAGUUGUGUUUAUUUCAGGAACCAACUAAUAAAGAGGAGACAACAAGGUUUGCUCAUAUGUGGAAUAAAAUCAUUACAACUUUCAGGGAAGAAGAUUUGAUAAGCAACAGGGAAAUGGACCUUUUACUUAUGCCAUGUUGGGCUGAUUUUGACUUGAAUCUUAUUCGGUGGCCACCAUUUUUACUUGCUAGCAAGCUUCCAAUAGCCUUGGACAUGGCAAAAGACAGCAAUGGAAAUGACCGAUUACUACAAAAGAGGCUGAAUGCAGACAAUUAUAUGCUUUGUGCUGUUCAGGAAUGCUAUGUUUCAACCCAAAAUAUUUUAAAUUUUCUUGUUGAAGGAGAAAUUGAAAAGGCAAUUAUGAAGGAGAUUUUUGAAAAAGUUGAUCAUCACAUUAAGGAGGGAGAUUUACUAAGUGUGUUUGAUAUGAGUUACCUGCCUAGCCUCACGAAUCAUUUCAUCCGGCUUAUUGAAUAUCUGAAAGAAAAUAAAGCAAGUGACAAGGACGAGAUUGUCAUUGUGCUACUUAACAUGCUGGAGGUGGUAAACAUAGACAUCUUGGAUGAGCCAUUAUCUAGCAUGGUAGAGUCAAGCCAUAAGUAUUUUGCAGAUCUAAAUUUUCCUGUUAUAGGAGAGAUAGAAGCUUGGAAAGAGAAAAUCAGAAGGCUUCAUCUGUUGCUUACAGAAAAAGAAUCUGCUAUGGAUGUUCCAUCAAACUUAGAAGCCAGAAGGCGUAUCUCUUUCUUCUCAAAUUCAUUGUUUAUGGAUAUGCCUAAAGCACCCAAAGUUCGAAAUAUGAUAUCUUUCUCCGUUUUGACUCCUUAUUAUAAUGAGGAUGUUCUUUUCUCUAUGGAUGCCUUGGAAAAGCCUAAUGAAGAUGGAGUUUCCAUUCUUUUCUACUUGCAGAAAAUCUUUCCAGAUGAAUGGAACAAUUUUCUAGAGAGAGUGGAGUAUAGCAAUGAAGAAGAAAUGAAAGGAGAUUUAGAUUCAGAAGAAUUGUUGCGCCUUUGGGCUUCAUAUAGAGGCCAAACACUUACUAAGACUGUACGAGGCAUGAUGUACUAUCGACAAGCAUUGGAACUUCAAGCUUUCAUUGACAUGGCAAAUGAUGAUGAGUUAAUGAAAGGUUACAAUCCUGCGGAAUCUAACACGGAAGAAUAUUUAAGGAAUGAAAGAUCAACACUAGCACAAUGUCGAGCAGUUCCAGAUAUGAAGUUCACAUAUGUCAUCUCAUCUCAGCAAUAUGGAAUCCACAAAAGAUCAGGCGAUGCUCGUGCUCAUGACAUUUUGAGGCUUAUGACAACGUAUCCUUCUCUUCGAGUUGCCUAUAUUGAUGAGGUGGAAGAAACUAGCAUUGAUGAAUUAGAAAAUGUUGUUACCAAAGUUUCUUACUAUUCAGUUCUUGUGAAAGCUGUACCAAAGUCUGCUGAUGCCUCUCACCAAUUUCAGAGCUUAGAUCAGGUUAUAUAUCGUAUAAAACUUCCAGGAGCAGCCAUACUUGGUGAGGGAAAACCAGAGAACCAAAAUCAUGCCAUCAUUUUCACACGUGGAGAAGGUCUUCAGACAAUAGACAUGAACCAGGACAACUACAUGGAAGAAGCCUUUAAAAUGAGGAAUUUACUUCAGGAAUUUCUUGUCAAACAUGGAGUGAGAACUCCAACCAUACUUGGACUUAGGGAGCAUAUAUUCACUGGAAGUGUAUCUUCUCUUGCGUGGUUCAUGUCAAACCAGGAGACGAGUUUUGUAACAAUUGGACAAAGAUUAUUGGCUAACCCAUUGAAGGUUAGAUUUCACUAUGGGCAUCCUGAUGUAUUCGAAAGACUAUUUCACUUAACCAGAGGAGGUAUCAGCAAAGCUUCAAAAAUCAUCAAUCUAAGUGAAGACAUAUUUGCAGGUUUCAAUUCCACACUACGUGGAGGAAAUGUGACUCAUCAUGAAUACAUACAAGUUGACUUGGACACCGUUUUGAUUUUUUUUCGUAUGCUCUCAUGCUAUUUCACCACUAUCGGAUUCUACUUCAACACAUUGCUGACUGUGCUCAUUGUAUACGUAUUUCUCUAUGGUCGCCUCUACCUCGUACUAAGUGGACUUGAAAGAGAAUUAAACACAAAUAAAGCAAUUGCAAGAAACAAACCCCUUCACGUAGCUCUCGCAUCUCAAUCUUUCGUUCAAAUCGGAUUCCUCAUGGCACUCCCAAUGAUAAUGGAAAUUGGACUCGAAAGAGGAUUCCGAAGUGCAUUAACCGAUUUCGUCCUCAUGCAACUCCAAUUAGCUUCGGUUUUCUUCACAUUCUCUCUCGGAACAAAAACCCAUUACUACGGUCGCACUUUGCUUCACGGCGGCGCACAAUACCGCCCCACCGGCCGUGGAUUUGUAGUUUUUCAUGCAAAAUUUUCCGAGAACUACCGGCUAUAUUCUCGUAGCCACUUUGUAAAAGGAAUCGAGCUUUUGAUCUUGCUUGUUGUGUAUGAGAUAUUUGGAGAAUCGUAUACAAGUUCGGUUGCGUAUAUGUUGAUUACAGUUUCGAUGUGGUUUAUGGUGGGGACAUGGCUUUUUGCUCCGUUUCUUUUCAAUCCUUCGGGGUUUGAGUGGCAGAAGAUUGUUGAUGAUUGGUCGGAUUGGAGUAAGUGGAUAAGUAAUCGAGGUGGAAUCGGUGUUUCCGGGGAUAAAAGUUGGGAAUCGUGGUGGGAGAAAGAGCAAGAUCAUCUUGUGUCUUCGGGGGUGAAGGGUAUUGUUAUAGAGAUUUUGUUGGCAGUUCGGUUUUUUAUUUAUCAGUUUGGACUUGUGUAUCAUCUCAACAUUACAAAGAGCAAAAGUUUUCUGGUUUAUGGAAUUUCGUGGCUUGUAAUCUUCGCAGGACUUCUUGUAAUGAAGGGGAUGGCAUAUUGUAGAAAGUCUCUUAGCAAUGACUAUCAGCUUGCAUUCCGAUUGAUCAAGGGAUUAAUCGCUAUAAGUUUUUUUUCUAUACUAGUUACCAUAAUAGCACAACCUCAUAUGUCAAUAAAGGAUAUAAUUGUAUGCGUCCUCGCCUUAAUGCCUACGGGUUGGGGAAUGCUUCUGAUUGCACAAGCUUUGAAGCCAUUUUUGAAACAAACUGGAUUCUGGUCAUCUGUUAGAACGUUAGCACAAUAUUAUGAGAUAAUAAUGGGUUUGCUUUUAUUCACGCCAGUUGCAUUUUUGGCUUGGUUCCCAUUCGUGUCUGAAUUUCAGACACGAAUGUUGUUCAACCAAGCAUUUAGCAGAGGUUUACAAAUCUCCCGUAUUCUUGGUGGUGGCCAAAAGAAAAACCGAUCAUCCCGCAUCAAGGAGUGACUUUUUGUCCUUUAGCAUAACUAUUUCCAUUCGUAUGUAUAUAUGCAUAAAUUUAUGUAUGUAUGUUAUCACAAGCAUGGGAUCAACAUACAUCUAUACAAACUAGUAAUGUGAAUUGAUUAUUUGUGUAGAAGAUGUAUCACCAUUAGGUAGUAAGAUGUAUAGUUUUAUUUACUUUUUCUAGGUGUGUUGUGUGAUCAUUGACUACUAUUUAUUCAUAUUAAGGGUAGUGGAAG